GUUACACCUUAUGUGUGAGCUAAAAUACUAUUGCUAAUUAGUAAUUUGUCACAACACUAUAAUUUUUGAUAGUUUUAAGUGGGCAAUAUGGUAUUGGGUUCUUUUGUAACAUUGAUGUUCUCAUUAUAUUUUAUGUCAAAAAAAAUGGUUGAAGCUUUAUCUACUGGAUUUCAAAAUUUAUAUGAUACAUUUACUAGGUCGAUAAAUACCGAAGGUAUACGACAAAAUGGACUUCGUGAAACCUACAUAGUUCCCAAAAGUACUAUUAACACUGGUGAAACAAUACCCCAGCGAUACCGACAAAAGGUUCGGAGGAUUUUUGUAUUUGACACUAAACAAGUUUGUCACGCUAAAGAGUCAAAAUGGCCGAUUUUGAAAGAAAGAAAACUACGUCCUUUUGUAGGACAGUGUUGUCCGGUUUGCAUACCUUUCACAGCAAAUGGUCAUAUAAAAGUGGAAUCCAAUUUAAAAAACUUGUUGGACAUUUACAGUAUCGGUCUCUUUAAGAAAUCGUUGUUUGGGUCUCACAUUGAUGCAAUUAAGUUUUUCUACAUGUUGAAAAAACAGAAGUACAAAUAUGUUUCAAAUGAUAUUCUCAAUGACGAAGUUGUGAAGAAUGUUAUUACAGUAGUCUCACGUGAAAAGUUUGCUGAUACUUCGGAAGGAGAUGUCAGUGAUUUAAGCAAAGAGUUACAAAUUCAAGAAAUAAAAGCAAAAAAUAUUUUAAAAGUAAUGGCUUCGAGAAUUUCAAAUGUUAUAUACAAGGUCGUUUCGUGUGUUGCAUUUUAUUUAUUUUCUUGGACGACUUCUAGCCUUGUUGUACAGCCUAGUCAAAUUGAAAAAGUCAAAGAAGCUGAACAAAGCGGAUUACCAAUCAUUUAUUUACCAUUACAUAAAAGUCACUUGGAUUAUAUUCUUUUGGGAUUAGUUUUAACCAUGUACAAUAUAAAGCCACCUUUAGUGGCCGCAGGGGAUAACCUUAGAUUUUUUUUUUUCAGCAAUUUAUUAAGUCGUCUCGGUGCUUUCUACAUCAAAAGGCAAAUGCAAUCAAACAACAAUGAGAAAGACAAACUUUAUUGGUCAAUAUUGAGUAGUUAUAUAAAAAAUAACUUGAAAUCAGGACAUCACAUUGAAUUCUUUUUGGAAGGUGGUCGAACACGAAGUGGAAAAUGCUGUGUACCCAAGGGCGGAUUAUUGAGUAUAAUAGUAGAUGCCUAUCGCGAAGGAGUUAUUGAAGACGCAUGGAUUGUACCUAUAUCAAUGAAUUAUGAUCGUUUAUUUGAAGGUGAUUUUGUUAGAGAACAACUUGGUCAACCGAAAAAAAGUGAAACGUUUUUUGCAACUCUAUUGACAUUCAUUCGAUCUAUUUGUUCACCACACGGCAUAAUGAGAGUGGACUUCAAUGCUCCAUAUAAACUAAGGGAUUUAUACGAGUCUAUAGAUAAAAAGCUAAAAUUAGAAAACAUUGAAGGGGCUGGUUCUUUAGAUCUAGUUGAAAAUAAUAAAUAUAAACAAAUAGUUGAUGCGAUGGCCAGACAUAUUAUUUAUGAUUGUUGGAAAUCUACAGCGACUAUGUCGACAAAUGCCAUUAGUUUUUUACUGUUAAAAAAGUAUAGAAAUGGUACUACGGUCGAACAGCUGGCCAAAGAUUUGUCAAAAUUACGCGAUAAACUUAAAUCAUCAAACAGAGACAUUGGUUUUAGUGGUAGUUCUAAGGAUGUAGUUCAACACGCAGUUAGUAUUUUGGGACCAAAACUAGUUAUUUGUGAGAAAAAAAAUUCGGAACUUGUCAUUAAGCCUGUGCUUGAAGUAAAUAGUUUAAUAGAACUGUCAUAUUAUGGAAAUAGUUUAUUAUCUUAUUAUUGUCAUCAGUCACUAGUUGCAAUUGUAUUAAGUUAUAUGGUGGGUUCAGAAUUUUGGAGUUUAAAUGUCUCUGAAGUACUGGUAUCACGUCAGAUUUUGUUGGAGUGGAUUGUUUGGAUAACUGAACUGUUGAAGUACGAUUUUGUCUUUUUAAAACCUUGUCAAAACAUCGAAGACGUACUUGAUUCGAUCAUUCAAAUUUUUGAAGUUGAAGAAAUAAUCACAAAAGAACAGCUCCUUGAUGAAGAAAGACAAGGACAAAAAAUGGCAAAAUAUUUUGAUAGUGAUUCAGAAGAUGAUUAUAUAAGGCCUGUAAUUGAUAUUAAUUAUCAUGUGAAAGCAGAUCAAAAUAGCUUAAAUAAAUUGAAAUUUUUUAGAUCUAUUAUGAUGCCAUUUUUGGAAUGUAUGGCUGAAUGUGCUUAUAGUUUUAUUGCCUCACCUUAUGAGACAGUAAGAGAAAAUGAUCAAAUACAAACCAUUUUAACGCAAAUGCAAGAUAACUUUGCUGGUGGAUAUCUAAUUUAUGGUGAGAGUAUUUCUGUUGAAACUAUUAAACACUCAUUUUUAUCAUUUGAGCAACUCGGCUGCCUCUCAAUUCAAAAGAUUGAUAAUAUUAAGAUGCUAAGUAUGAUAGACGAAUCAAGAACAAAUAUGGAAAAAGUAUUGAGCUAUCUCGAAUUAUUUGUGGAACCCACUGCUUAAAUAUUUAUAUACUUGUGUUUAUUUUCAAAUUAUAUUAUAUUGACCAGUAUUAUAUUAUUUGUAUCAGUAAAAUAAGUGAACCAAUUAUUUUGACUUUGGGUUUACUAUUAUUUUUUUAUUAAGUUAAAUUAUUAGAAAAACAUUUUUAAUACCGUACAAUUUGGUAAAACUGA
Molecule: messenger RNA, 2738 nt
Organism: Adelges cooleyi (spruce gall adelgid)
Lineage: Eukaryota; Metazoa; Arthropoda; Insecta; Hemiptera; Adelgidae
Gene: mino
Product: glycerol-3-phosphate acyltransferase 1, mitochondrial
Exons: 14
Coding region: 88-2565 (825 amino acids)
Cellular component (GO): mitochondrial membrane
Source: RefSeq, a predicted model, not a curated record